AUGUUGGUGAAUUCAGUCUCCAUUGAUAGCGCCAAGGAUUUAGUUAUAGUAAAGGGGAUCAUUGACGUAAAACAGCUCACUCCUUAUCUUAAUGAGAAGCUUAAACACACCGUCGAAGUUGUUCUGGCGAAAAAAGACGACGGAGCACCACCCGCGGCGGCUCCAGCCAGGGGAGAGAAGAAAGACAAAAGUGCUAUUGAAAAGAAAGAGAUUAAAGAUGUCGGAGAAAAGAAAGUCGACGGUGGCGGUGAAAAGAAGAAAGAAGUUGCGGUCGGAGGAGACGGUGGUGCUAUGGUGGAUAUGAAGAAAACGGAGUAUAACGGUUACGGUUAUCCUCCACAGCCGAUAUUACCACCCACCAGGAGGACAAGUAUACGGUCAACAACAACAGCAUUACAUGCAAGGCCAAUCGUCUCAAUCCUAUGUACGUACAAGAACCAUAUACGAACCAAACACGAAUCGUAUGAGAAUCAAGGUUACGGUCAAGGGUAUGGACAAGAAGCACCACCACCACCUUAUAUGAACCACUAA
Molecule: messenger RNA, 531 nt
Organism: Camelina sativa (false flax)
Lineage: Eukaryota; Viridiplantae; Streptophyta; Magnoliopsida; Brassicales; Brassicaceae
Source: RefSeq, a predicted model, not a curated record